CUGCUCCCAUCUUCUCUCUCUCUCUCUCUUCUCGCUAUCUCAAUCUCCGGUUUCCUCCAGAGCAAAGGAAACUUCAUCUUCUUGUAUUUGUUGGUUCCUCAUCUCUUUCUUUUAUCAUGGAAGCGAAAUAAGCUCACCAAACUAUCCCUUUCUAAGCAUAGAAAAGGCAAAAAAAAUGUCAUCCCAAGAUGGUCUAAAUGCCAAAUUAAAUCAUAAGGCCUUUCUUGGUCUGAAGCUGUGGGUGGUGAUUGGUAUCAGUUGUGCUGCUUUGGUAAUAUUUGUUCUCAUUAUCCUAUCCAUAUUCUUGUCCCGGAGGAAAUAUCGGAUAAACCUUGACAAGUUUCCACACACUCAAAUCCCCGACAUUUCUAAGGAAAUAACAGUUGAUAGGGUUGCUGGUACCACUUUAGCACAGAGUUUCAAUGAGCGUGAAGGGUCCAUGCUUGCCUAUCAUGACAAGUUUAGUGACAAGGAUUCUAGAAAAACGCUUGGUCCUCUGACAAGCAAGUCAAGUGAUGGUGAUAACUUGAGCCAGUGCAGUUCAGUUUACCAUGAUAAGGCUGGAAGUUCAUAUUCUGGGGAUGAAGUUAGCUCUGGAGCCGCACAGAGGCCACGCUCGCCAUAUGAUGGGAUUGUAUCAGCUUCUCCUUUGGUUGGGCUUCCUGGAUUCUCACAUGUAGGAUGGGGACACUGGUUCACUCUAAGGGAUCUGGAGUAUGCCACAAACCGCUUUUCGAAGGAGAAUGUUAUUGGGGAGGGUGGGUAUGGGGUUGUAUACCGGGGGCGUUUAACAAACGGAGCUGAGGUUGCUGUUAAGAAAAUACUCAACAAUAUGGGUCAAGCUGAGAAGGAAUUUAGAGUAGAGGUGGAAGCUAUUGGCAAUGUUCGACAUAAGAAUCUUGUGCGACUUUUGGGUUAUUGUGUGGAAGGGAUUCACAGGAUGCUUGUUUAUGAAUAUGUGAACAACGGUAACUUGGAACAAUGGCUUCAUGGAGCCAUGCGCCAACGUGGAGUUCUCAGCUGGGAGUCACGCAUGAAAGUCAUCCUAGGCACAUCGAAGGCACUUGCUUACUUACAUGAGGGCAUAGAACCGAAGGUUGUUCAUAGAGAUAUAAAAUCAGGUAACAUUCUAAUAGAUGAAGAGUUUAAUGGCAAGGUUUCUGAUUUUGGAUUGGCCAAGCUUUUGGGUUCUGGCAGAAGCCAUAUCACAACAAGGGUGAUGGGAACAUUUGGAUACGUUGCUCCCGAAUAUGCUAAUACCGGACUGCUAAAUGAGAAGAGUGAUGUUUAUAGUUUUGGAGUACUACUUUUGGAAGCUGUGACUGGAAGAGACCCUGUGGAUUAUAGCCGACCUGCAAAUGAGGUAAAUCUUGUGGAGUGGAUCAAAUUCAUGGUCGGCAGCAGGAGAUCUGAAGAACUUAUUGAUCCAAACUUGGAGGUCAAACCUUCAUCCAAGGCUCUUAAAAUGGCCCUCCUGGCUGCUUUAAAAUGUGUUGAUCCUGAUUCUCAGAAAAGACCUAAAAUGAGUCAAGUUGUAAGACUGCUUGAAGCUGAAGAGUACCCAUUCCGUGAGGAAAGAAGAAACCGUCGAAGCCACAUUGCUGCUUCCAUGAAGGAUUCUUCAAGCUCCGCUGAUCUGGAUAAGAAGCCUGAAGCAUCAGAGACUGGAGAGUGACGAUGAAUUUGUUGCUUUGGAGCAUUCUCUCUAUGCUAACAAUCCUUGAAUUGUAGGCUCUUCGGAUUAUUCUUUGUAGGGUUUUGGCUCUUAACCUAAUUUUGCUGCCAUUACCAGCUUGUGGAUUUAGUUGGAAUGUAAGAAUACCGAUAGUGAAUUCCAGCUUUUGUUGUACAGUUAUUUCAGAUUUGAAGUCAUUGGGAUUUCUCUCUUGUUCAAA
Molecule: messenger RNA, 1895 nt
Organism: Dendrobium catenatum
Lineage: Eukaryota; Viridiplantae; Streptophyta; Magnoliopsida; Asparagales; Orchidaceae
Product: probable receptor-like protein kinase At2g42960
Exons: 8
Coding region: 176-1675 (499 amino acids)
Biological process (GO): protein phosphorylation
Molecular function (GO): protein kinase activity; ATP binding
Source: RefSeq, a predicted model, not a curated record